AUGAGCACAAUGACUGAAGAAGACCGCAAAAUGGCUGUCUACACUGCGAACAGGAAGAAAUAUAACUAUACUUUGGCUGUCCUGAUGGCGAUGCGGAACGACUUCGAACCGGAAAAAUUCCUUAGUCUGUAUGAUGAUAUACACAAUCGAUAUCCUAUGCUAAUCCAUAAUCAUGUGAUUGACACGGCGAUCAUCAUAUGGAAAAAAUGCUUUGUUGUGCCGGACAAGGAUGUGUCUUUUUAUUAUAGGGAAUUGUACAAAUACCAUUUCAAUAUGAUAGAUGCACUGAAUGGCGAUUAUUAAACCGACUCAAAGUCAAAAGUCGCUAAUGCUAUGCAAGCAGAUCAUUUUACUAAAACGAUCAAAUUAAAAUUAACCUUGACAAAUGCUAUUCAGCAUUAGAACUUCAA
Molecule: messenger RNA, 410 nt
Organism: Drosophila nasuta
Lineage: Eukaryota; Metazoa; Arthropoda; Insecta; Diptera; Drosophilidae
Exons: 2
Coding region: 1-303 (100 amino acids)
Source: RefSeq, a predicted model, not a curated record